AUGAUGGGAGGUGCUGGUAACGUCGCUGUUCAGGGCAUCCAGUACCCAGCAGAUGUGCCUGGUUUUCUUGUUGGUGGAGACAAAGGAGGCAGCCAGCUCAUGGCACAGAUGGUCGGACAGGUUCGGGCCCAAUGCCCGGACACUACACUAGUAAUGGCAGGCUACUCACAAGGUGGUCAGCUUGUCCACAAUGCUGCUGAUAUGCUUAGUGCCGAGGACUCGGCAUUUGUGUCUAGCGCAGUCAUAUUCGGUGACCCAAACAACGGCAAACCGGUCGGCAAAGUCGCAGCAGCAAACACUAAAAUCAUCUGCGCACCUGGCGACCUCAUCUGUGCAGGCCAGCCUAUCAUCUUGGCACCUCACCUGUCGUAUGGUGCUAACGCGGCUCAGGCUGCGCGAUUUGUUAUGAGCAACAUGGCAGCUGGUGGAGCGGCGGCUGGAGCGGCAGUAGGAGCAGGAGCAGGAGCUGCUGCUGCUGCUGCUGCUAAGGGGGCUACUAAGGGGGCUGCCACUCGCGCGGUGCAAGCAAAGUACUUCAUCUCUUAG
This is a messenger RNA of Alternaria arbusti, 546 nucleotides long. RefSeq lists its product as uncharacterized. The transcript is spliced from 2 exons. Gene Ontology annotation, biological process: carbohydrate catabolic process. Lineage: Eukaryota; Fungi; Ascomycota; Dothideomycetes; Pleosporales; Pleosporaceae. The record is from RefSeq and is a predicted model, not a curated record. Gene Ontology annotation, cellular component: extracellular region. Bases 1 to 546 code for a protein of 181 amino acids. Gene Ontology annotation, molecular function: cutinase activity.